Falco peregrinus (peregrine falcon) is the source of this 5226-nucleotide messenger RNA. RefSeq names its product mitochondrial elongation factor 1 (gene MIEF1). The transcript is spliced from 5 exons. The coding region runs from base 144 to 1538 and encodes 464 amino acids. Gene Ontology annotation, cellular component: mitochondrial outer membrane. Gene Ontology annotation, biological process: positive regulation of mitochondrial fission; mitochondrion organization. The record is from RefSeq and is a predicted model, not a curated record. NCBI's taxonomy places the organism in Eukaryota, Metazoa, Chordata, Aves, Falconiformes, Falconidae.
UUUCCAAAACCCACUUGCCAUCUAAAAGACAUGAUUAACGUUCCUUGUCUACCACUAUCUUGAAGAAGUCUGGAACGUGCUUCUACAGGCACACCAGGAGGACUCUCCUGUUCUCUUUACAAAUGCAUUAGGUCACAGGUGAGAUGGCAGGCACUGGGCAGCGCAAAGGGAAAAAAGAUGACAACGGCAUUGGCACAGCCAUUGACUUUGUACUGUCCAACGCCCGGCUUGUGCUGGGUGUGGGUGGAGCAGCUAUGCUGGGCAUUGCCACGCUGGCCGUCAAACGGAUGUACGACCGGGCAAUCAGUGCUCCCAGCAGCCCCACUCGCUUGAGCCAGUCAGGAAAGAGAAGCUGGGAAGAGCCAAACUGGCUGGGCUCCUCCUCACGCUUACUGACCCAGGACAUGAAGACUAGCCUCAGCCGCUCCCUACAGACCCUUCCCACUGAUCCUUCAGCUGCAGACACAGGCUUUUUUCGACCCACAAAGUCCAAGCCAUCUGCCAAGAGGAGUCAAGUGGAGCUGAAAAAAUCCCGCCUUCGUCUGUCUCUGCAAGAAAAGCUCUUUGCUUAUUAUCGGAAGAAGGUCGCUAUCCCAGCAGAUGAGCAGGCCCGGGCCAAGCAAGCAGCUGUGGACAUCUGUGCUGAGCUGCGCAGCUUCCUACGUGCCAAGCUGCCAGACAUGCCCCUGCGUGACAUGUACCUCAGCGGCAGCCUGUAUGAUGAUCUGCAGGUAGUGACAGCUGACCACAUCCAGCUCAUCGUGCCUCUGAUGCUGGAGCAGAACCUGUGGUCGUGCAUCCCUGGGGAGGACACCAUCAUGAACAUUCCUGGCUUCUACUUGGUGCGUCGAGAAAACCCAGAGUACUUUCCCCGUGGGAGCAGCUACUGGGACCGCUGUGUGGUGGGAGGUUACCUUUCCCCCAAAGCUGUAGCAGACACAUUUGAGAAAGUUGUAGCUGGCUCCAUCAAUUGGCCAGCAAUUGGGACUCUCUUGGAUUAUGUGAUCCGUCCAGCAGCUCCCCCAGCAGAUUUGACACUGGAAGUCCAGUAUGAUCCAGAACGGCAUCUUUUUAUUGACUUCCUACCAUCCCUGACACUGGGUGACAUCAUCCUUGUGGCCAAACCCCAUCGAUUGGCCCAAAAUGACAAUUUGUGGCGAUUGAGCCUGCGGCCAGCAGAAACAGCUCGCCUCCGGGCCUUGGACCAGUGUGAUUCUGGCUGCCGUUGCUUGUGCCUGAAGAUCUUCAAAGCAGUAUGCAAGUCAAACCCAGCCCUGGGUCACCUCACUGCCAGCCAGCUCACCAAUGUCAUCUUGCACCUAUCCCAAGAAGAGUCCAAUUGGUCUCAGGACAUGCUGGCUGAUCGCUUUUUACAGGCACUGAAGGGGUUGAUCCACUAUUUGGAGGCAGGUGUCCUCCCUAGUGCUCUGAACCCCAAGGUGAACUUGUUUUCAGAGCUCACCCCUGAAGAAGUGGAUGAGUUGGGCUAUACCCUCUACAGCUCUCUGUCAGAGCCAGAGGUCUUGCUGCAGACGUAAUGGGGCCUUACCUAGGGAAGCAUUGAUAGGGUUUAGCCAAGGUGUCCUUUGAUUACUGCAAAGUAUGUCUCCUCCACCUCUCUCCACACACGCACGCACACACACACGCACGCACACACACACCCCCCACACACCUCUCCUCUGUCUCCAGCCCCCCUGUCCCCUUUGGUUCAUUACUAUUUCCUGCUGUGGAGUUGGUGCUCCCACUGAAUUUCUUGGUGCUACCGGUCCAUUUCCACCAUCUCUGCCCCAACAGGUAUCCAUUGGCUAGGGAAAAGAGGCUAAAACUGCAGCUCCAAGAUCUUUGCAUAAAUUCUGUUGAUGUUUAAGUGUCUACCAAAAAAAUAAACCAAACUAUGCACUCCUUUCUCCUGUAGUACACUUACUGCAGCAAGUCCAUUUUGGUCUGAAGAAGGUGGAACUGGGCUGGUAAAUCCAGUGACUAUUUUAGCAGACUUGUAUUGGGGUCCUUUCCUUUCCUCCAGUCUUCACUUUGCCCCAUGUUUCUUUUUCUCUGCUGUACCAUACUUACUUUCCUCUUCUAAUUUUUCUUUUGUGUCUCUUGGUCCUUUUGACCCAGUUGUGCAGGGCAGACUGACUGAGAUGUUUUGGAUAGGGUUUUAUCUUUGUAUUUCUGAGUGGGUGAUGAUUACACUGGCAGUAUUUAGGACUGUAGAGCCUGGAAUAUGAGAAUGCCCAUGCCUGUGGUUCCUGCUGCUACAGAGCCUUCUCAUCCUUUGCCAGCUGGGUUCAGGGGUAAGAGCUGAGGCUUGUCCAGUCUGCUGCAACAACCUCCAGUAUGGGCAGUUCUCACUGAAGGUGUGGUGGGGAGGAAGAAACCUUUGUGGUUUGGCUAUUCGAUGAGGCCAAAGGAGCAGGACUUGCCAUUCCUGCCUAGCCAGAUCUGCUGGGUAUUGCUGGUGGGAAUGGCCUGGGGAAUGGAGAACAGUGUGGCUCCUUAGAUAUCUCUAGCAUAGAGGAAGAGAGGUUGAAUGUGCAGGAGGGGUGGGAGACGCACAUGUGAGCAGGGAUCUUUUUUUUAAUUUAUUUUUCAUCUUUCCCAAAGAGCUUAUGGCUGUUCUGGUUUAUAGGAGGUGAAAGCAAGACUGCAUGCCUCAAAGGGCUUUGUAAUAAGCACAUGUAAGCCAGAUUCUCACCAGCUAUAAGUCUGUAAAGGUGAUAGGACUGAACUGGUGUCGUCAGCAAGGUUCUGUCCCAUAUACUGAUACUAGGGUACAUACGUAGAGCUGGCAUUUAGAGAUACGUUGGCUUUGCCAUCUGCUCUCAAUUUGUGUUUUAGUCCCCUCCCCAGUCACCUCAGAACUGAGGCUGUCCAUCCCCUUCCUCAUUCCCAUGCGCUGACUUUCCAGUGCUCCCAGUUUAGAAUUACUUGUAGAAAGCUCGUAGGGGCACAUCUUUCCAUUCUGUCCAUUCGGACCUGUUGGUAAUGCAGUUCUGCCCACUCCUGUUUAUGGCUGCUGUCAGGCUGUUCUCCCUUGGCUGCCCUACCAUCUGCUGCUGACUGCAGUAUGGGUUUCAGGGGAGCACCUGCUGCGCUGUUGGUACAAUCUAAACUAGCCAUGUAGACUCUGCGUACUCUGCGUUAAGCCUUCUGGCAUCCUGUCUUCAAAAAUGGGGAGGGAGGGUGUCCUCCCAAGUCUGGGGCUGGUUUUCGGUCAAAAGACCAGCUAUCGUUGCAGAAACGUAGUUGCCUUUUCCCAGCUUUAGCACCUUUUUUUCUCCUUGCUGUCCAGCCUCCCUAGCCAAUGGAGAGGCCUACUGCAGCAGCAGAGUUCGGAGGCGGCAGGAAUUCCUUUUCUCUUCCCUUAGUCUCAGGACUUCCCCCCACCUUUGACAGAGAAGUCUCAAGGUGAGUUUCAGGAGUGGAACCACCGAGGGGAGUCUUUAGUCCUUGUUUUCUUUUUAGAGGCAGUGUUGGUGAGAUGGGGAGGGAGCAUCUUUCUUGGACAAUCCGUCCAUUUUAGCCGGUGUGUCAUAUAGUAUUGCAUAUACAGUGAUAAUGCAAAGUUGCAUUUUAAAUUAUUUAAUCCUUAGGGUACUGGUAUUUUCUAGACUGCCAGAUGCGUACUUUGAAAUCUUUGUGUGUAUAUAAAGUCUGUAGUCUAUACAAGGUUAACAGAAAUUCCGUUUGUAUGAUUUUGUGUUUUGUAAGUUUUGCAGCAGUAUUGGUCAGCUGUUGAUUGCUCUUCACUCUGGUUCCCAGAUUUUCCCCCCUCUUCUUUUCUCUGCCCUCCACUGCCUUUCUGAUGUCAGCCUUCCUACCCUAGAAGCAGACACAUGAGACAUGGAGCCUAUAGGCUCCUGGGGGAGAUUCCCCUUUCUUUUAUUUACUUGAAGGUCAACAAAAAUAUUAAAAUACAUGGGUUGUCAGGAGUUCCCCAUAAGUUCAUUUCUUCAGUGUGAUCUCUACCCCUCACUUGGUGCUGACUCCAAUAUCAUGCUCUUCACAUGGAAUUGAGCAGCAACAUGGUUUGGAAUGAUCAAAACUGUAGAUACAAAAAAAGGUGAGACAUGAACAGGAGGAAGCACUGUCUGAGCUGGCUUGAGAACAGUUGCCACAUACAUAUCUGUAUAUAGAAUUCUUUACAUGAAUGCUUUUAUUUCUUCCUGGCAACCUAAUGAAUUAAUAUUUUAUGGCCAUUUCUUGCUGCUAUUGAGCUCAAUUUGUGCAUCAAAUGGAGACUGAAACUGCCUUUUUGCCUUUUCUGUAGACUUUGCUCCACUUUGAAUCACUUCCAUCAUUUCUUCCCAUCAGUUUUGCCCUCUGAGGUAGCCACAAGCCCAUUCUUGGGAGGCAAAUGCUCACUUCCUACAGGCAGCCACCACAGCAGGCAAUAGCUGCUGUGGCAGUGGCAGUCUCAGCAAAGGCCAAAGAUGUAAUGGGUCACAGGAACACUGCAAUUAGGAGCGUUUCAAGAGCAGGGUCCUGCGUAAGGGGCAAGAGAGGCAGGGAAACAGAAGAAAUAGGGUAAGUAUGCAGGAAGCUUACACUAAUGUUGUACCUGGCCUGUGGGUCAAACGGACUGUUGCAGAGUUUUUCAAACUGGCACCUUUCAGUAUUAAAUGCAGUACGUGUGUUGACCUACAGCCCAGAGGGCUGUCUUACCUAUAGGUAGGCUCCUUCCUAGUCAAAGCUGUAGCACAGAGCAGAAGGACCUAAAGCUGAAUGUGAAAAGGGCAGCUCCCAGCCACCUUCCUGGCAGAGUGGCUCAGAGACAAAGAGAUUGUAAGGGGCCCAGAGCGUGCAUCUGGCUGCUUGCUGCCUGGGCUCCAAGAAUGCCUCUGUGUGUUCUCCUAUAGCUUGGCUCACACGAGGUUCCUAUGAGAUUGUUGUCUUGUUCCCUGUAACCACAGGGCAAGGACCAACUUGCUCAGCUGUGGGGUUUUGCUGCUGCUGAGCUCCAUCACUAAUCCUUGAAGUCAGAUGGAUUUCUUUUCCCUGUUUAAAAGCAAUUAUGGAAAUGAGGCUGCUUUCUGCCUCCUGACAAGCUGCCAUCAGGGUUCUCACUCUUUGCAUGUGGGUACUUGUGGUGAGAAGUGUCGGUCUUCAGGUGACACCCCAUCUCUCCCAGGCCUGGAGGUUGGGGAUUUGCAAAGGGGAAAGUCUAAGUGCAUGGUCUGUGACAGAGUGCGUGGAAUUCUGAAAUAAAAUGACUUUCCGUGGUAA